AGCAUCGGUCGCCGAAUCGCACCGAGCACCUCCUGCGUGGAACGUGGGAAUCGCACAGCUUCGUCGGUGCGAACGAUAUGCCGAUGAUUUACCAGGUGCCAUCUGCCGUCCAGGCUGAUCGACGAGGAGAAUGGAAGCACUAUGACCCUGACAGCGACACCUACGAUCCUUGCACAGCUCCAAUCCUACCACCUCCUGCAGAUGCAAACAAGCCGCUUCGGAGACAGGUCGCAGCCCUACGUAGUCGAAUCAACAAGGGAGGCAACGAGAACGUGCUUGCGCACUACAGGAAGGUCGUUCAGGACCUGGAAAUGUCAAUGUCCACCAAGAAGGAGUUCUGCCACAAGAGAACUACCUCCGCAGCCUCCACCGCCGUGCCGGAAGGGCCCGAGGUGGAAGACUUGGAGGAGUUUCUGGAGAUUCCGCUCGAGGCCUCAGUGGAGAAGACCGGCGAAGUCUUUUUGUCGAAGAAGUCAAUGCCAGGUACGCCAUUGCUCUUUCCCAGGACGGUGCGUCCUGAGCCACCGAGCUUUGCAGGGUCCGGAAGGAUCUGCCACGUUAAAGCUCCGCGACCUUCCCUCAGUCCUCUGGACUCCAUGGUCAUGGCUCCAACCUUGACGUUGUGGCCCCUGUGAGCCGGGUGAAGUGGCCCGGGAAGGGCUGGAAGGCCCGGUGACGUGGCGGAGAGUGGUUUCAGC
Cladocopium goreaui is the source of this 698-nucleotide messenger RNA. NCBI's taxonomy places the organism in Eukaryota, Dinophyceae, Suessiales, Symbiodiniaceae. The record is from the annotation of a GenBank genome assembly.